AUGGCUACCUCUAGUGUCCUCGCUUUUGACGCUGAGGGUCGGGCCAUUGACUUUGACGUCUGGAUAGAUGACCUGCAGCUUUUCUUACAGUGCGAUAGGGCGGACGAUCUCUCUCUCUUUGACCUCACCUCUGGUGCCUCCCCUGCCCCUGCUGCUGAUGCUGACGCCACUGUUCGCUCAGAGUGGGCCACGCGCGAUGCUGCUGCACGUCUUGCUGUGCGUCGCCACCUGCCUACCUCUGAGCGUGCGCACUUUAGUCAGUACAAGAGUGCUCAGACCUUGUACGACGCUGUAGUUGCACGCUACUCCUCCCCUGCCACUGCUGCACUGAGCCGCCUCAUGCUACUGGGUGUUCCCCCUCCCCCCUUUUGCCCUCUGUUGCCUCUGCUGCUGCGGCCGAACUCGUUGGUCUUGAAUCGGUCGGUGCGGCGUCUACCCCUAGUGGGAGACGCCGCCCUGGCAAGGGCAAGGGGGGCAGGGGCGCUGGAGGAGCUAGCAGGGGCGGUGGAGGCGGCGGAGGGAGUGGGGGUGGCGGUGGGGGUGGUGGCGGAGGUGGAGGUGUCGGUGGCGGCAGUGGAGGCAGUGGAGGUGCAAGCCAAGGUAGCUGCGCAGUUCACCUAG
Closterium sp. NIES-65 is the source of this 621-nucleotide messenger RNA. The record is from the annotation of a GenBank genome assembly. NCBI's taxonomy places the organism in Eukaryota, Viridiplantae, Streptophyta, Zygnematophyceae, Desmidiales, Closteriaceae.